AUGGUCGUUGCCUUUGCUGGUAACACGCUUCUGAUCUACUUCGUGUGGAAGAAACCGGAAGUUCGAUCAAUGACCAGCUCCAUGUUCGUCAACAUGGCGGUGGCUGAUUUGUUAAUUACGCUAAUUGUAAUGCCUUUCUCCGUUAUUCACCUACACAAUGGCGGCAAAUGGCUUAUAGUUCAUGAUCUGGCGGGGGAAAUAACAUGCAGAGGCUUUUACUUUGUUGCAAUGGUCACUGCGGUUUCUUCGAUACUGUGCCUGGCGUUCAUGGCUUACGACAGAUACACGGCGAUUCUUCACCCUUUCCGCCCCCUUCAAUGUAUUCGUAAGGCAAAGUACGCUGCACCUAUCAUCUGGAUUCUCUCAAUGCUAUUAAUGUCUAUAAUUCUUGUUAUUUCGGAUUUUGAUCCGUUGCAGGACUUUUGCGGUUUCAACUUUGACAUCUUGGGAAAAGAGAGCACCACAGUUCUUGGCGGAAUUUUCGUUUACUUGUUUGUAGUCCAAUAUUUUUUGCCACUAAGUGUCACAUCCAUCCUGUACGCUAAAACCGCUCACAAAUUGUGGUUUCGUCAAGUUCCCGGGAAUUAUUUGUCACAAAAUCAGAGGCAACAGGAAAUCGCCAAGAGAAAAGUGGUCAGAAUGCUUGUCAUCGUUGUCGCUGUAUUUGCUGUGUGUUGGCUACCCAUGCAAUUCUUUCAGCUGUAUCAGGUGAUCAAAGAAACGCAGCCAUUGCCUCCCUUUGCUAUGUACCUCUGCUACUGGUUGGGUCAUGGCAAUAGUGCCAUAAACCCAUGGUUGUACAUCUCCUUGAGCUCAAGGCUCCGCCUGGCGUUUAUCCGAAUGGUAAAAAAGAAAUUCAGUCGGCCAGCCGGAAGAGUGCGUUUGAAGAAGACAGCGGCGACAACUAAUCUCCUAACACAUGGAACACAUGUGGAGUCUUCUGUAUAA
Pocillopora meandrina is the source of this 948-nucleotide messenger RNA. The record is from the annotation of a GenBank genome assembly. Lineage: Eukaryota; Metazoa; Cnidaria; Anthozoa; Scleractinia; Pocilloporidae.